Messenger RNA from Aedes aegypti (yellow fever mosquito), 596 nucleotides. RefSeq lists its product as uncharacterized. Gene Ontology annotation, biological process: base-excision repair; nucleotide-excision repair; mismatch repair. The record is from RefSeq and is a predicted model, not a curated record. Gene Ontology annotation, molecular function: single-stranded DNA binding; damaged DNA binding. The transcript has 2 exons. The coding region runs from base 159 to 506 and encodes 115 amino acids. Gene Ontology annotation, cellular component: DNA replication factor A complex; nucleus; site of double-strand break. NCBI's taxonomy places the organism in Eukaryota, Metazoa, Arthropoda, Insecta, Diptera, Culicidae.
AACGUCAAAAGUGGCGCUCAAAAUCAAGCCAUCGCCAAACAAUCUGCAUCUUCGCUCGUGCCGGCAAUUGAAUUUCAAGUUUUUUCCUGUAAAUUUGCCGUAAAUUUCAGUUCUUUAACUAUUAUCGCACUUUAUUACUCUCGCUAAAACACACCACAAUGGAGUUCGAACCCCGGUCAAUCGUAAACGGUUCCUUGCUCAAGCGCCACUCGGGCCAAUCGGUGAGCAUCCAUCUCUUUGUGGAGAAAGGCGACAAAGACGGGCGAAGUUUCGUGGGGAAAUCUACUGACGGAAUGCCGAUUCAGGUGAUGCUGAGCGCCCCCCUGAGUCAGAUCCUUCACGGGUGGGUCGAAGUGAUCGGAAUGGCCGGCUCCAACGAUAGCGUUCGAUGCAAAGAGAUCAUUACCUAUACGGGAAGCGAAGACGGGGAGGAAUUCGAUACCGAUGGACACAACAUGCUUUGUAACUUCCUGGCAAACUGUCGCGACAUGUACCGAAUGGGAUAAGCUUGAUAACAAAAAAGUUCCGUAAGGUAUUUAAUCCAUUUAUUACUCGUACAAAUAUAUGUUACUUUAAUUAUAUUUCUUAUGAAACUA